UCCAGGAAGGCAUUCGCCCAAAUGAAUAUUAAGGAUCAUCCUGAAGGAGUCCAAGCAAAUAUUAAAGGUUCUAUACCCGGUUGGCUAAAAGGAAGUUUCUUGAGAACAGGUCCAGGAAGGUUUGAGGUUGGAGAAUCUAAAUACAAACAUUUCUUUGAUGGCCUGGCCCUCCUUCAUAGGUUCACCUUUGACAAUGGCUCAGUCAUGUACCAUAGCAGAUACUUGGAUAGUAACUCCUACCAAACAGCUAUGAAGGAGAAUCGCAUUGUCUUCACUGAAUUUGGAACGGCUGGGUUCCCUGAUCCCUGUCUCAACAUCUUCAGUCGCGCCAUGUCUACUUUCCUAACCCGUCUCAAGUUCACAGACAAUUGCAAUGUGAACUGGGUCCGUUCUGGAGACCAGUUUUACACUAUCACAGAGACUCCUAUGAUUCAGAAAGUAGACCCAGUGACACUGGAAAAGGAAGAAACGAUUGAUAUAUCUAAGAUCAUCUCAGUAUUCACUGGUACGGCCCAUCCUCACCAGUGCCCUGAUGAGACUGCGUAUAACCUGGGUGUUAACUUUGGUGCAAGAAGUACUUAUAAUAUCAUCAAAUUACCACCACAAACUAAAGGUAACGAUGAGUCCAUCUACAAGCAAGCAUCCAUUGCACUCACGAUCCCCACCACGGACACCUACCCUUCCUACUCCCAUAGCUUCUUCAUGACACCAAACUACUUCAUCCUGGUCGAACAACCUCUCUUCAUCAACAUGAUCAAGCUUGCAUCCCUAGCCGUAAUGGGCUACUCCUUCCUUGAUGUCCUAGACUUCUGCCCGGACAAGCCCACCAGGUUUCACGUUGUAAGGCGCUCUGACAGCACUCUCCUGGAGACCAAGUAUGUCACCGAGGCACAGUUCUUCUUCCAUCAGAUCAAUGCCUUUGAGAAGGAAGGUCACAUAGUACUUGAUAUGUGUAGUUAUAAGGAUAAUGAGAUCAUGAAGAGGUUGUACCUGAAGCCGUUGCAGGAGGAUGGUCUGAUGGACGCCGGAUCACUCUGCAAGAGAUACUACCUUCCUAUUGACGUAGAGGGUUUCCAGCCAGGUGAUACUGUAUCAACCAUGCAUAAGAACGAAACCACUGCUAUCCUUGAAGCGGAAGGUACAGUCUUCUGUAAGCCAUUUGUCCUGGGUGAACUUGGUAUGGAGAUGCCAAGAAUAAACUAUGAGAAGUACAAUGGCAAACCUUACCAGUAUGUUUAUGGUAUCAUAUCUUCUGCUGAACGUGAUAAUGGGAUUGCCAAAUUAAAUGUAGACGAUGGAACAAAUAGGCAGUGGUAUGAAGAUGGUUGCUUCCCUUCUGAACCUGUCUUUAUCGGAACACCAGAGGGCCAAGAUGAGGAUGAUGGCAUUGUCUUAUCAUCGGUGAUAAACUUUAAUGAAGGGGGUUGCCCUUUCCUGUUGGUUCUUGAUGCCAAGACUUUUACUGAGAUAGGACGGGCGGAGAUACCCAUUGAGGGUAUGCCUUAUGGUAUUCAUGGUUAUUAUGCAGAAGGCAUCUAGAAUACUUCCUGGAUUUCACUGUACAGGUGAUGAGAAAACAGGUCCUUCAUUUAAGAUCUCAUCCAAGGGAAAUAGUUCCAGUGGGGAAUCUGUAUCUACUGUAUUGAUCAUUGCAAGCGUCAUCACUGGUACAGCACAAGUCCCGGAACUACAGCCUCUCCAUUGGUGUUGAACAAACGUUCAUGAUGUCAUCUUCCUCGUCAUGUUGAAGUAGUACUUUUCUUCACAAUAUGAGCUUCAUUUAGCACCCUAUCAGAGGAGUGCAUUGAAAUUCAAAUGCAGAUUUUAGUCAUGUAUUUAGUCAGCAAUGCUACUUUAUAAUGUUGAUAUUUUAUUCAUAUAACCUAGAAUCUAUCUUCUAUGUCAUUAAGUGGCUAAGCCAAAAUUUUGUCAAGUUCAUGUAUUUAUCUGGUUAUUUUUGCUCCUUUUACUGUUGAAUCAUAAUUAUCAAGUUUAACAUGUUUUAAAAACAAUUAAUCUCAAAAACAUCCACAUGCAUUUUUAAAUUUACGCAUGCAGGGUUUAGCUUGCGAGGUGAGCAUGUAACUUGGGUUUCUUUAAGAGAGGUAGUUGUACUUAAUAAUAGAAAGUUAUUAAAGAAGUUCACUAAAAGAACAUCAAAUGUUUUUAAACUUGUAAAUGGUAUUUUGUGGCUAGAUUUGACAAAAUUCAAUGAAAACAAUUGCACAAUACAUGUAGUUUUAAAAGUUAACAGGAUAAUAAUGUGAGGCUAUUAUAUUAUUCUUAAAGUUACAGUCAUGAGAAUUGACAUACAUUUCAUUAUAUACGUAUGUUUGUAUAUAUUUGUAGUUAUAUAUGUGCAGUCUUGUUUAUGGCCCGAUUCAUGCCAUACUACCCAGCAUUGGUAUUACACAACUGCUUUCAUACUGCUUCAUGUAUACUUUUAUUGUAAAAGUAGAACUGUGCUUAUUUCCAUGUUUUUUUUACCAAAAGAGCUUUAAUUCUCGCUACCCCAAAUAGGAACAAAAAUCUCAUAAUGCGCGAGACGAGAUAAUUUUCACUCCGUCGGGUCGUCAUCACCACUUCCGGUUUAGAGUCAUGCUCGCGCGAGGUUCGCGAUACUGAGUUUUCCACCACGCUGAAAUCGAUGCCAAUCAGCGUAAUAUGUACAGAGUAUAAUACUUUUUAUUACAUUUGGUCAGUUUUGAUUCCAUUUGAAUUAUAAAUAAAAAUAAAAAAUAUAUUUCACGUGAGAAUAAUUUUUAUUCAUGUUUUUAUUUGGUUAUAAAAAAAUCAAACAAAUAAUGAAUAUCUUAAAAUUUUGCAUUUAGCGACCGGCCUGACAUCACGAUCGUAUUCAACUAGACACUAAAUAUAUUCAGCAUUCAUUUCGUUCAAUUUUUCGUCGACCACAAAAUGGAUAAAAAUCAGUUUCGGAUCUUAAAAAAAUCUUAACUGACAGAUGAAUACCGUGCAAUGGAAAGCGUCAGGCAGAAUUAGUGACUUUAGCAGAAAAGACUGUAAAACUGUUAGUGAAAGAGAGGGUUGUGAUCACGAACUUUCCGAGCGAAAGCUACGUUGUGUUGUUGUGCAUGACGGCACUGUUGAUCUAAAUGGCAAAACAGUGCGUUGGACUUCCGAACAGGAAGUUGUAAUACCGAAAAAGCUAUCCCAUAAUGCAAUGCACGUUACAGGGAUUUUCCCGGAUCUCGGCGAAAUCGCUAUUUGGGGUAGCGAGAAUUGUAAACCAAACCCUUUAAUGUUCAGAAACUGCAUUCCGUGAUUAAGUUAUCACAUUAAAGUACUCCAAAAGCUAUUCCAUUUUUAAAGUUUUUGUUUAAAAGUACAUUUUAUGUCAAUAAUCCAAACUGAGCAGUUCUUGAUACUCCCCGACCUUCCUGUCUUUUCCUUUCAUUCUAUCUCUUUACUUUUCUCUAUUUUCUUUUCAUUUCUCAAACCUUUUAGCCCAAAUACACAAUAGUUGUUUCAAUUGACCAUAGUACAAAACCAUGGACUAUGCGAGUUCUUGUGCAUUAUUAUGCUUAUUCAUUGUGUACACUAAGAAAUGUCCAAUUAGAAAUGUGUGCUUUUGCAAAGGGCGCUGAAUUCAUGCUGGAAUGAAGCGUGAUGAUAACAACUAACGAGGUAAUGAAGGUUUGCCAUGAGUGUGUGUAUGAUUCAUCAAGGGUUUUUUUUUUUAGAUUAAGAUUGUUAAUGGAUGUUGUUUUUUAUGUAGAGAUAAAGAUUGACAACUAUUAAACCUAGAUAUAAUUUCUCUUAUUAACGGGUACAUAGAAAUAUGUAUGAAACUCUCUUAUUGGAAAAUCAAACGUUUUGUCUUACUCUGUUUUAUUUAUUUAUUCAUCUAUUUUUGUUCAUGUAUUUUUUUUAAUUUUUUUUUUAUUCAUCUAUUUGUCAAAGGAAAUUUUAAUGUGAUUAUUUAUUGUUUUUGUUUUUUGUCCUUUGAUUUAUUUCCAGUGUGCUUAAUUAUGUAUUCAUGCUAUUUAUGUACCGGUAUCAGUAUGUGUAAAUUGUGUGCAAUCUUUUUACUCAUGAGGUCUUGGAAGAGUAUGAUAUAUUUCAUAUAUUUAUGAUGCAUAUAUUCACUUGUAUAAACAUGCCACCUGUGUCAUCAUCACUUUAUAAAAGCAUGUUUGUGUGCGAAAUACAUGUAUGAUGGUUUUCCCCUUCUUUUUAAACAGUGUUUAAUUGCCAUGUUCUUUGUAUUCAAUUUGAAUUAAAUGUAUUUUAUUGAUGUACAGAAUGUUAUUUGUUAAUAUGAAAACCAAUAGACUGUGUAAAGCAUGUACAAUAUAUCUUAUUUUAUUUACUUAAAUUUAUGAAAAGUGAUAUAAUCCUUAUACAUGUAUGUAAGGCCGUGUUUAUGCUUCCACUUUUCAGGCCAGAAUCAGCGUUUCCAAACGUGAUUAGUCCAAAACACGGUUGCGUCCAUGCUUACUUUCAUUUAAACGCUGUUUCAAAACGCCGAUCGUAAACUCACAAAAAGGUGCGUUUGUAAACGUCGUUUGACCAGAAUCAGGCUUUCUGGGGAAGUAUAAACAGAACCACGAUCGUAAACGUGUUUAAAUUACGUCAUUUGGUACAUGCUUCCGGUGAGAUGAAAAUCCGCGGGCUAAUACAGUCGCAUUGCUCCAUGGUCGCAUGUUACCUCCACGGAAUUACCUCUCAUCUCCCUUGUUACAUUUGCAUGUGUGAUAAUUGAUUUAAGUAGUAUCACUAGUAUUACUCUUCCAAUUUGUCAUCACGAUGAAUGUUGAAGGAUUUACAUUAAAAAAAAUCCUGGAACAUGAGUUAUAAUGAGGAGACAUCGCCAGAUGCCCCUGUAGCAUAAACAAAUAGAUGUUUUAUUAUUUUGUGUACUUAAUAUUCUUUAUUUUUUCUUACUAUUAUCCUCACCAUGGUGGAAAUUAUAUGGCUUUAUCAAGAAGCUCCAUUCAAUAACUAAAAUAUCGGAAAUUGUUCGAUGUUUAUAUAACAGUCGACGUACCUUCCCCAUAACAACACU
This is a messenger RNA of Lytechinus pictus (painted urchin), 5026 nucleotides long. RefSeq names its product beta,beta-carotene 15,15'-dioxygenase-like. The record is from RefSeq and is a predicted model, not a curated record. Lineage: Eukaryota; Metazoa; Echinodermata; Echinoidea; Temnopleuroida; Toxopneustidae. Gene Ontology annotation, molecular function: carotenoid dioxygenase activity; beta-carotene 15,15'-dioxygenase activity. The coding region runs from base 22 to 1539 and encodes 505 amino acids. Gene Ontology annotation, biological process: retinal metabolic process; carotene catabolic process. The transcript has 10 exons.